GCAACACUUGCCCUCACUGACGAACACGCCGCCCUGCGGCUCUCAGAAACCAGGGGGUGGAGCCGGGAGGCCAGGCCCUCAACAAAGAUGGUGUUCAGGUCAGGUUCAGCGUGCCAGUUCUACGUGUGGAAGCGGAACCAAUGAGUGGCAGAGAAGGCGCGGAUAGCUUUCUGUGAUUCGCCAGCUGUGAGGAUUCAAAUCAGAGGGCGAGGCUGCCGCGCGGAGCUGGGUGGUUGCACUACAGUUAGCGCCUGCCGGCUCGUGAGGAACCGUCGCCCCGAGCGUGUGAGGCGGCCAGGGAAGAUGGAGACUGCAAUGCUGAAUUUACGGAAUCUGUUUGAUCAACUCAUGCACCAGUCAGAAUUUCUAAAUGAAGGAAAUGAAUACCAGUUUAUCCAGUUGGCAAAGAACUUUGAAGAGUUCAGAAAGAAGUGGCAGAAGGCAGAUCAUGAGCUGGCCAGGUACAAGGAUCUUCUGAUGAAAACAGAAACUGAGUGUAGUGCACUGGAUGUGAAGCUGAAACAUGCUCGCAAUCAGGUGGAUGUGGAGAUCAAGCGAAGACAGCGAGCUGAAGCAGACUCUGAGAAGCUGGAGCGGCAGAUCCAACUGAUUCGGGAGCUACUGAUGUGUGAUGCAUCUGGAAGCAUUCAGCUAAGUGAAGAACAGAAAUCUGCCCUGGCCUUCCUUAACAGGCCUCACCUUUCCACUGGAGGUUCUGGGAACAGAAGACUUUCAACAAUAGAUGAAUCUGGCUCAAUUCUAUCAGACAUCAGCUUUGACAAGACUGACGAGUCACUGGAUUGGGAUUCCUCUUUGGUGAAGGCUGUCAGACUGAAGAAAAGAGAGAAACGGCGCUCUUCCAGACAGUUCAUAGAAGGCCCUCCAGGUCCUUUAAAAAAAACCCGAUCAAUUGGCUCCACAGUGGACCAGGGAAACGAGUCUAUAGUUGCAAAAACUACACUUAUGGUCCCUAAUGACGGUGGCCCAAUUGAAGCUAUCUCCACUAUUCAGACUAUACCUUAUCAUCUCAGAAGCCGGAGGAAGACAGCCAGUUUACAGCCCUGGAAUAGUGACUCGAGCUUGGGCAGUAGGCAGCUGGAACCCAGAUCUGAAACUGAUGGAUCUAACACUCCUCAGAGCAAUGGGGGGAUGAGGCUGCAUGAAUUUGUAUCAAAGACGGUUAUCAAACCAGAGUCAUGCGUUCCAUGUGGAAAGCGGAUAAAGUUUGGGAAACUGUCCCUAAAGUGCAGGGACUGCCGUGUGGUGACUCACCCAGAAUGUCGGGACCGCUGUCCCCUUCCCUGCAUCCCAACGUUAACAGGAACUCCUGUCAGAAUUGGAGAGGGGACGCUGGUGGACUUUGUGCCCAUGACUCCGCCAAUGAUUCCUUCCAUUAUAGUUCAUUGUGUGAAUGAAAUUGAGCAGCGGGGGCUACGUGAGACAGGCCUAUACCGAAUUUCUGGCUGUGACCGGACAGUGAAAGAGCUGAAAGAGAAGUUCCUUCGAGGGAAGACUGUGCCCUUGCUCAGCAAAGUGGAUGAUAUCCAUGCCAUCUGUGGCCUUCUUAAAGACUUCCUGCGCAGCCUAAAGGAACCCAUUCUCACAUUCCGGCUAAACAAAACUUUUAUGGAGGCAGCAGAAAUUCUGGAUGAAGACAACAGUGUGGCUGCCAUGUACCAGGCUGUUGGUGAACUCCCUCAGGCUAACAGAGACACACUCGCUUUCCUCAUGAUUCAUCUUCAGAGAGUGGCUCAGAGCCCAGACACUAAAAUGGACAUCACCAACCUGUCCAAAGUCUUUGGUCCCACAAUAGUUGCCCAUGCUGUGCCAGAUCCUGACCCCAUGACACUCUUGCAGGACACUAAACGACAACCCAAGGUGGUAGAGCGGCUGCUGUCACUGCCAGUGGAAUACUGGAGCCAGUUCAUGAUGGUGGAGCAAGAAAACAUUGACCCAGCGCAUAUAAUUGAAAACUCUAAUGCCUAUUCCACUCCUCGAACACCAGAUGUUAAAGUGAGCAUGCUGGGUCCUCUCACUACUCCAGAACAGCAACUGAUAAAGACUCCUUCGUCUAGCUCCCUGUCCCAGAAGGUCCGAUCUACGCUCAGCAAGACUACCCCGAAAUUUGGGAGCAAAAGCAAGUCAGCAACCAACCUUGGACGCCAGGGAUACUUCUUUGCCUCUCCUAUGCUGAAGUAAAAUGGACAUGGAGUUUCAGCCCUUUUAUAACGUUUACAGCCCACACAUGCAUGACUACAAUAAAGGACUAACUGCCCUUCACUACUCUCAGCAGCCUGUUUACUAGGGUGUAAUCUUAUGACUUUUGUUUUUAGCUUAAUUGAGAUUUUUAAUCGAGUUUUAUUGUGCAAUGUAUUUUAUUAAAUAUUUAGUGCUAUAUUACAUCUAGCAUUAGCGAGAAAAGUAACUGGCAAGAUCUAGUCAGUAUGUUAGCGCAAAUUGCCACAAAUAUUUUAAUUUGGAAAAUAUAUAUCUUUCAAUGGGAAGCUGGCCUCCAUCUGUUUAAGAGCACCUUAUUGGAGUUCCAUUUAAACACUUUUCGAAAACUAUAAGGCAGCAUUUUGCACCAGCAGUAAUCCUACCUUGUUCCAGGAGAACUAGCAUAAUCCUUUGGGGAAAGAGUACUGAUCCUGUCUAUUGAGAAGCAGUGAAUGCUGAGGAACACUUGUUCUUCCUUUUGCAAGUCUAUUUUUAGUGAAGCCAGUGACUUUAGAAAGUGAGAACUCUUAAAACUUGGCCAUGUGAAAAAUUACAAAAACCAGUGUUCCAUAAUGCACCUAAACCUGCCAUAAAUCUUGAGACUUAUUUGUGCACUAUAAAGUGGCUCAGCCUGUAAAUGUGUUACUGAAGUUUGUAUCUCUCUUGAGUACAGGCCAGUAAUUUUGGCCUCGGCUUCUACAAAAGUGAGUUUGGUUUGUUCUUAAUGAAUUGCCACUUGGUAUAUGACUUAUACAGCAGAACUACAUUAAAAAUAUCUGCUGUCUGUAAAGAAAAGUUUUAUAGAUAAGACUGUCUGCAGAUACUAGCACAAAGAAUUAUUGGAUUGGUACUGUGGGUGCUUUUAAAAAUUGUACUACCCUUCUUGAUUUUUGGGAUGGACAUGUUUGUUAAUAGUUUUCCAAAUUCCAGGAUAUGAGAGGGGAUGCUAAUUUACCUAGCCCAAUGUUGCACCAGAAGACUUGUUAAACAUGUACCAAUGCUUCUAAACAUUGCUUCUCUGUAUUAAGUUCCUGGAAACUGUACUGACUUCUGCCUAUAAGAAUCAUGUACAGUUGGUAUAUCUGAAAAAAGUAAAAUCACAGUUUUCUAAUGAG
Chelonia mydas (Green sea turtle) is the source of this 3332-nucleotide messenger RNA. It is a transcript of the gene RACGAP1, whose product is annotated as Rac GTPase activating protein 1. The record is from RefSeq and is a predicted model, not a curated record. Lineage: Eukaryota; Metazoa; Chordata; Testudines; Cheloniidae. The coding region runs from base 304 to 2199 and encodes 631 amino acids. The transcript has 17 exons. Gene Ontology annotation, biological process: signal transduction.